Messenger RNA from Carassius gibelio (silver crucian carp), 1503 nucleotides. RefSeq names its product protein arginine N-methyltransferase 3-like. The record is from RefSeq and is a predicted model, not a curated record. NCBI's taxonomy places the organism in Eukaryota, Metazoa, Chordata, Actinopteri, Cypriniformes, Cyprinidae. The transcript has 11 exons. Gene Ontology annotation, cellular component: nucleus. Gene Ontology annotation, molecular function: protein-arginine N-methyltransferase activity. Gene Ontology annotation, biological process: peptidyl-arginine methylation.
UUGAAGAGUUGAGCGAGGCCACAGCUGUGACUGUGAUCCCUGCGGCUGGUGAUCAGGUGUCUCUUCUGCUUCAGAGAGCCACACAGGCUGAAGACAGAGCUCAGAGAGCCGAGGAAGCUCUGACCCGGGCUAUGGACGAUCUGCACAAACUCAAAUUGUUGGCACAAGGUCUAGUGCUGAACGCAGACACAAGUCGUGGCCCUUCAUGCUCAGGGGCCAUUGCCGAGUUGAGAGAAGAUGAAGAUGAGGCCUACUUUAGCUCUUAUGGGCAUUACAGCAUCCAUGAGGAGAUGCUGAAGGACAAGGUGCGUACUGAGAGCUAUCGAGACUCCAUGUACCGCAACAUGGACGUCUUCAAGGGCAAGGUGGUGCUUGACGUGGGAUGUGGUACGGGAAUCCUCUCCAUGUUCGCCGCCAAAGCAGGAGCCAGGAAGGUCAUUGCUGUCGACCAAUCUGAGAUCAUUUACCAGGCCAUGGACAUCGUCAGAUCAAAUAAACUUGAAGACACCGUCACGUUGAUCAAGGGCAGAAUAGAAGAAAUUGACCUUCCUGUGGAAAAAGUGGACAUCAUCAUUUCAGAGUGGAUGGGCUACUUCCUGCUGUUUGAGUCAAUGCUGGACUCUGUGCUGUAUGCCAGGGAUUGAUACCUUACAGAAGAUGGUUUGGUCUAUCCAGACCGCUGCAAUAUCAGCCUGGCGGCGGUGGGGGACGCUCAGAAACACAGUGACCGCAUUGCAUUCUGGGACGUUGUGUAUGGCUUCAAGAUGACGUGCAUGAAGAAGGCUGUGAUACCAGAGCCGGUAGUGGAGAUGUUGAAGCCCGAGACGGUCAUUUCAGAGCCUGCCGUGAUUAAGACUAUUGACUGUGGCUCUGUGACUGUGUCUGAGCUGGAGUUCACUGAAGACUUCAGCCUGAAGAUAACGGCCAGCACCGUCUGUACAGCCAUCGUGGGCUAUUUUGACAUUUUCUUCGACAAGAGCUGUGGAAACAAGGUCAUGUUCUCCACUGCUCCAGACUGCACUAAGACGCACUGGAAACAGACGGUGUUCUUACUAGAAAGCCCUAUUCCUGUCAAAACCGGAGAGGAACUUCCAGGUCAAAUCACAGUGUAUAAGAACAGAAAGGACCCCAGAGCACUGCUCAUCACACUUGACAUUGCUGGCCGGAAGCAAACCUACAGCCUUCAGUGAAAAAUUGUAUUAGGGGGAAAAAACAUUUUGAGAAAUGUAGUGUUUAAUAACUCAAACAUUCUAUUAAAAGUUUUUCUAUCAAAUAUCAGUCGUUCAUUAGUUGUAUAUAAAGUGAAUGUUGUUCUUUCUGUGACAAACAACAGGACCAUACACCGAGUCAAUAUUUGGGCAACUAAUGAAAGUCAGUCUUUGUUUUAAAUCUCUUAAUAUCCCAUAAUAUAUGGGAUAUUUGGGCCUUAAUGACUCUUCAUGUAAAGCAGUGGAAGAAAUCUAAUGUCCUACUUGAGUGAAUAAAGUAAAAGCUUCCAUGAAA